AUGAGCAGUAGUGUAAUUAAGACAGCGCUAGUUACUGGUGCAUCCUCUGGUAUUGGGUAUGCAGUCGUUAAAGAAUUGGCCGAAAAUGGAUUCACGGUUUAUGCAUGUGCAAGAAGAUUAGAUCUCUUGGAACAACUAUCAAGAGGAUACGAAGCUAAUAAGGUUAUCCCCUAUGCACUAGAUAUUUCUAACUUUGAAGAAAUUGUUCAAUUGAAGGAGUAUCUUUCAAAACAUCUACCACAUCAAAGAUUAGAUGUUUUGUACAACAACGCAGGCCAGAGUUGUACUAUGCCAGCUGUUGAUGUAACGAACGAAAGACUUAAUCAAUUGUUUCAAGUCAAUGUUAUUGGUCAUAUGAAUAUUACAUCUCAACUAUGCCAAUUCUUAAUUAACGCCAAGGGAACAAUCGUCUUUACCGGUUCGUUGAGCGGCGUCAGCGUCUUCCCAUUUGGAGCCGCCUAUGCUGCAACUAAGGCAGCAAUCCACCAGUAUGCGCGUGUUCUCCAUGCAGAGAUGAAAAUGUUUGACGUUCGUGUAAUCAAUGCAAUCACAGGUGGUGUAAGCACAGAUAUUGCAGAUAAAAGCCCAUUACCCAAGAGUUCUCCCUUUUACUUCCCCGAAGGAUUAAAGGCGUUGGAAGAGAGAAAAUUAAUGUCGGCUAAAAACUUCCCCAUGUCUGCAGAAACGUAUGCUCAGAAACUGGUUAAAGAUAUACUAAGUCCAAGGGACCCCGUUGAUGUCUACAGAGGAACUCUUGCAAGCGUAGUUUCCUGGUUGAUGAUGUUUGCUCCCUACUGGCUCGUAGAGUGGGUUACAUUCAAGAAGUUCAAACUGGACUCGGUUGAAAAAGCAUUAGGGCAAAAGCGUGAGACUGAGAAGCAAGAAUGA
Messenger RNA from Zygosaccharomyces rouxii, 888 nucleotides. RefSeq names its product acylglycerone-phosphate reductase (gene AYR1). Gene Ontology annotation, biological process: phosphatidic acid biosynthetic process; triglyceride catabolic process. Lineage: Eukaryota; Fungi; Ascomycota; Saccharomycetes; Saccharomycetales; Saccharomycetaceae. The record is from RefSeq and is a predicted model, not a curated record. The transcript has a single exon. Gene Ontology annotation, molecular function: acylglycerone-phosphate reductase (NADP+) activity; triacylglycerol lipase activity. The coding region runs from base 1 to 888 and encodes 295 amino acids. Gene Ontology annotation, cellular component: lipid droplet; endoplasmic reticulum.